AUGUAUCAUCUGCAUACACAUCAUCACCUCUCUCUCUCUCCUCUUCUCUCUCAGUUUCUAGCAGUGUCUGAAGAUGAGGCCUUCCAUGAAGCUGAUUGCAACCAUGUUGCUUGUACUCUUGUGUCUCAUGGCCAAUGUAAUGGUGGAAGCCAGGACAUGUGAGUCACAGAGCCACAAAUUCAAGGGGACCUGCGUCAGCAGCACCAACUGUGGUAAUGUGUGCAAGAAUGAGGGAUUUCAUGCCGGAAAGUGCCGUGGAUUCCGUCGUCGUUGCUUCUGCACUAAACACUGUUAAAUCAACUUCUACUACUUGUGGGUUAUGUGUAUCCGGUCACCGGUGUCCACUUUCGGAAUUAAGUUUCAGUUCGAGUCAUGUGUCCCUGUUUACUUUUUGUUUUUGGUGUCUGACGCGUGUCCAUGUGUGUACGUACUUCUUCGAUAAAUAAGCUUUGGUUCCUUUUCUAAACAGAGUGUCUUAUAGCAAUUUUCUAUGUAAGGCGAUUGCUCAAUCGCUAGCUGUCUUAUCUCUUUUCUCUUUGUGUCGUAUCUCUCUCCCUUUCUCCUCUAAUAAAGAAAAAGUAAACCAAGAAAUCAAUUGUUAUUGUCGGAUUCAAAAUACCAACGGCCAAACACUAAGAGCAACCACAUCGGUGGUAGUCUUGCAAUAUAUUUGUAAAGGUGACCCGUAUAAUGUUUGCAAGACAUAUGGAUUAGAUAUUAUUAUUUUAUUAUAAAG
Lactuca virosa is the source of this 736-nucleotide messenger RNA. The record is from the annotation of a GenBank genome assembly. NCBI's taxonomy places the organism in Eukaryota, Viridiplantae, Streptophyta, Magnoliopsida, Asterales, Asteraceae.